AUUUCUGACUACGAGAAAUACAGAGCACAUCCAACGCUUCUAUCUGCGAUUUCUUAUCGAAAACAUCCUAGAAAAUUGCCAAAUGAUCAUGUGGACGCUUCUAAUAAACUCGAGAAUAGAAAGCAGUUAGCAAAUAUCAAUCAAGAAAGUAGUAUGUUUAAUAUGUUUCGCUUGAUCUUUCUGGAGGAACAGCACCCCACAUCUGUCACACUGAGGAACGGCACCCCAUACCUCGAGAAGGAUGGCACCCUCUCUAAGCCAUGCAACAGCAGAGAAGAUCGGGAGAUACAGUGCUGGGGAACGGCACCCCAUACCACAAAGAGGACGGCACCCCUCAUAGGUUGCAUAGAACUCGCCAAUAAUGGUUUAGAGAUAAAGCGUAAUAAACAGAAAUAUGAUGAACCUGUCGAAUCAGAAGAGUUACACACUUUUUGA
Molecule: messenger RNA, 435 nt
Organism: Entrophospora candida
Lineage: Eukaryota; Fungi; Glomeromycota; Glomeromycetes; Entrophosporales; Entrophosporaceae
Source: the annotation of a GenBank genome assembly